CCCGACGGCCUACUCUUACUCUCGUGCGGACUCUCAGUUUCCUGAUCGCGCUCUCGGACCUGAUCUUCCGUCAGUCGAUCUUCAGUGAGGCAACGGGAGUGCGCGAAACGGACUUUCGCUAUCAUACCCGAUACCACGUGGUCGUGUUCUCUUUGUCAAGUGUUUCGCGAUCGAGAUCCGAGGAUAUUACUGUUUAAACAAGAAAGUUUUCUUUGACAAGUGGUGGAAAAAAAAAAAAACUAUUUGGACAUCUUGGAAAUCUUUUUCUCAUGAUGUUUGCUACUGUCAGAUGAUUUUGCGGAAUAAUCGUGUUUAAACAGGAUACUUGAAAAGUAGACAGAUACUCACACAGAAAUUAAAUUGCUUUCAAGAUAUAUUACUUGUAAGUGUGUGCUUCUCAGAAAAAGCAAAAUUGAAAAAGUGUUGUAAACAACAAUUGUCGAUAAAACUCGAAAAAACAGCACAGCGAUAAAAAAGUUUCCGCGUAAAACAAAAUAAAAAAAAAUGCUGUGAAGCAGUGAGACAGCGGGAAAACCGGAAUCAGAUCACAGAUUGUGUUCAAAAACGAAAAAAACUACAUCUGAUCUUUACAGAACACCUCGUGAGAACGUUUCUUCGAAAGAGACAAAUGGCACGGGAAUAACUUCGAAGAAAAAAAUAAUUCGAAACGCGAAGAGGAACACCUGGGGCACACUAAUCGCUUUACAUCCAUCGGUCUCGCGGUGAUUAGUCUCAUUUGUUUCUCAUCAGAAGAUUCUUCGCUCUUGAAGUAAUAGCACACGGGACAUCGUCAUCAUCAUCAUCAUCAUCAUCAGAAUUUUGCAGAGAUGGAAAACACGAACAUACCGAGCAACUUGAUGGAAUUGAAAACGCGAAGACAGCAAUUUCAGGCGCAAGCGUCGACCUUGGACACGAGGAAGAGACAGGCCGUUUGCGUGAGAAGAGCCUUCAAGAAAUAUGGAUCAAAGAACAGUCCCAAUAUCGUUUUAGACGGGCUUAACAUGACCGUUCCGAAGGGUUCAAUUUACGGUUUGCUUGGUGCGAGCGGUUGCGGAAAAACGACUUUGCUCUCGUGCAUCGUCGGACGAAGACGCUUGAAUUCCGGUGAGAUUUGGGUGUUGGGUGGUCGACCGGGUUCCAAAGGAUCUGGCGUGCCCGGUCCACGGGUCGGCUACAUGCCGCAAGAGAUCGCUCUUUACGGCGAAUUUUCCAUUCGAGAAACAUUUAUCUUCUUUGGAUGGUGCGCCGGUAUGACGACGGAACAAGUGGAGGAUAAACUGGAGUUUCUGAUAAAGUUUUUGCAAUUGCCAUCCGAAAAUCGCUUCGUGAAGAAUUUGUCGGGCGGUCAACAGAGAAGAGUGUCUCUCGCGGCAACGCUCUUGGCCGAUCCUGAGCUGUUGAUCCUCGACGAACCGACAGUUGGGGUAGAUCCUCUUCUCCGACAGAACAUCUGGGAUCACUUGGUGCACAUUACGAAGGACGGCAACAAAACCAUCAUCAUCACCACGCACUACAUCGAGGAAACCAGGCAAGCCAGCAUUAUUGGUCUGAUGAGAAGCGGCAAGUUUCUGGCGGAGGAAUCACCGACGAAGUUGUUGGAAAUUCAUCAUCUAGAAACUUUGGAAGAAGUUUUCUUGAAGUUAAGCAAACGACAGAACAUGGGAUUGCGAAGAAGAAGCAGCAUUUUGAGCAGUGUAACGGGCGUACCGCCAGAAGACGACGUAGAUGAGAUGAGCGGCGAAUUUGGCGACAACGUCAGUAUUUCUAGUCGGAGAAGAAGCAUAGCUAUUACGAGUGACAAUAUUCCAGAGUUGCCGCCGGAAGAAGAAGGUACUUCUAAAUUGUCCAUGAUCAAUUCGAAACACAUGCAGGCUCUCAUCUGGAAAAACUCUUUGUGGAUGUGGCGAAAUGUCGGAAUGAUGCUGUUUAUCAUUGGGUUGCCGGUCGCUCAAAUAAUUAUAUUCUGCAUUUCGAUCGGUAAGGAUCCCGUUGGUUUAAAGUUGGCCAUUGUCAAUCACGAGCUUAAUAACAGCAUGCAACCGUGCGUUCCCCCAACGGGUUGCGAUUGGACGCAAUUGAGUUGUCGAUAUCUUCAGCAUCUGCAGAAGAAAAAGGUGAAGUUUUUACCGCACGACGAUGAGAACGAGGCCAGAAACGCUGUGGAAAAGGGCUGGGCGUGGGGCGCAAUAACGUUUCCCGCGAAUUACUCCGCCGCCCUCAUGGCGAGAAUAGAAGACGGCAGGUUGACCGAGGACUGGGACAUCGAAUUCUCGGAGAUGAAAAUUGUUAUGGACAUGUCCAAUCAGCAGAUUGGACAAUUGCUGCAAAGAGACAUGAUUUAUUCGUUCCAAGACUUCGCCAGAGAGCUCAGUGUGGCUUGCAACUACAGCUCAAAAUUGACAGACAUUCCUGUGAACUUCAAAACUCCAAUCUACGGACCUCAGGAGCCUAAUUUCACGGACUUCGCAGCUCCCGGAAUAAUCUUAACAAUUCUCUUCUUUCUUUCGGUCGCGUUAACGUCAGGAGCAAUGUUGAUGGAGAGAAACGAGGGUUUGCUGGAAAGAAGCCUCGUGUCAGGUCUCAGUAGCACGGAAAUUCUCUUUUCUCAAACGAUAACGCAGUUCACGGUGAUGUUUGGGCAGUCCGUGAUGGUCCUCAUUGUUUGCUUCGCGAUUUUCAAAGUUACCUGCGAGGGUAACAUAGGUUGGAUCACAAUCUUGACUAUUCUCACGGGUUUCAGUGGCAUGUGCUUUGGUUUUGUCAUCGCCUGUUUCUGUGACACCGAAAGAAGUGCCACGUACGUGGCGAUGGGCUCCUUCAUCCCGUUUGUGAUGCUGUGCGGCAUCAUUUGGCCUUUGGAAGGCAUGCAUCCCGUGUUGAGACACAUAAGUAGCAUAUUACCACUGACAAAGAGCACGGAAUCAAUGAGGGCGAUGCUGGCCAGAGGUUGGCUAAUAUCGGAACCUACGGUUUAUUACGGAUUUAUUUCCACUUUCAUCUGGAUCUGCAUUUUCAUGACCCUGUCGUUAUUGCUGCUCAAGUUCAAGAAGGGUUAAUUUAGAAAAAAAAUUGUAAGAUAAAAGUUGAAUAAAAAAAAAAAAAAAAAAAAAU
Pseudomyrmex gracilis is the source of this 3111-nucleotide messenger RNA. Its product is annotated as ABC transporter G family member 23. Lineage: Eukaryota; Metazoa; Arthropoda; Insecta; Hymenoptera; Formicidae. The transcript has 14 exons. The record is from RefSeq and is a predicted model, not a curated record. Gene Ontology annotation, cellular component: membrane. Gene Ontology annotation, molecular function: ABC-type transporter activity; ATP hydrolysis activity; ATP binding. The coding region runs from base 828 to 3056 and encodes 742 amino acids.